AUGGAUACCAUUGCAGCGACCGAGUCACAGUGGCUGUCGCAACUGGCGGCCAUGCGCCAGGCCAUCGCCGAUCUCAAGCUCCCGCAAGAGAUCAACCAAGAACCGAUCGGCUACGGAAGUGACCUUGAGUUGGACAUUGACGAUGAUUAUUCAUCCCCCGGAACAGUUGAUGAUGUCUGGGAUAUCAUCAGCUCGGACGACGAGACCUCAGACGAUUUAGACGAGCUCGAUGGAUUCGAUGGAUUUCACCCCACCUCGGAAUCAUCAUACAAUCGAUCAUGGUUGGAGAACAAGUGCCAGGACAUUGCUAUCCGUAACUCGAGUAUGAGCGCUUCGGAACUUGCUCAGCAGCUCAUCGCCACCCUUGCCGCCGACAGCAACGACGAAGAGCUUCAAAUGUCCUUAGCUGAGAUUGUUGGUUUCGAUGACCUCGAUCUAGUUAUCGAUCUGAUCGCACACAGAGAGGAGGUACUGUCUGACAAGGGUCAGCGUUUGGAAAACCAAACGGACGGACUUAUGGCCGGUCGUCUGCAUACUCGAGCGGAAAGGGAGCAUGCACUUCAGCUGCGCGACUUUGAACAUAAAAAUGCUAUGUUGAUGCCGGCACAGAACCGCACGGAACCCUCCUACCCACAUGUGUUCAAGCGAAGCUCGGGUGGACAUACACUUUCUGCGAACGGCAAGAAAUACGGAUUGCCUGUUGGCAGCACGCAGAUUGAAGAAACGCACUACACCGAGUUCGAGAUUCCGGCCGCAAAGGUUGGGACCUUGGGAACAGGUCAAAGGCUAGUACAAAUCUCUGAAAUGGAUGGUCUUUGUCAAGGUACUUUCAAGGGCUACAAAACUCUCAACCGUAUGCAGAGUUUGCUUUAUGAUGUAGCGUACAAGACCAGCGAAAACAUGCUUAUCUGCGCACCCACUGGUGCCGGUAAGACUGACGCGGCCAUGUUGACUGUUCUCAACGCCAUAGGAAAGAACACGUCCCCCAACCCGCUGGAGGUACCUGAUGCAACCGAAUUUACCGUUCAGGUAGACGAUUUCAAAAUUGUCUAUGUUGCGCCCAUGAAAGCCCUGGCAGCCGAGGUGACCGAUAAAUUAGGAAAGCGGUUGGCCUGGCUGGGAAUCAAGGUCCGCGAACUCACAGGUGAUAUGCAAUUGACCAAGCGUGAGAUUGUCGACACCCAGAUUAUCGUGACUACCCCUGAGAAAUGGGAUGUCGUGACGCGGAAAAGCACAGGAGACACAGAGCUUGUCCAGAAGGUCCGCCUCCUCAUCAUUGAUGAAGUCCACAUGCUGCACGACGAGCGAGGUGCAGUUAUCGAAUCGUUGGUCGCACGUACCCAGCGUCAGGUUGAAAGCACUCAAUCCUUGAUUCGUAUCGUUGGUCUUUCUGCCACACUGCCCAACUAUAUUGAUGUGGCCGAUUUUUUGAAAGUCAACAAAAUGGCUGGCAUGUUCUUUUUCGACCAGUCUUUCCGACCAGUACCUCUAGAGCAACAUUUCAUUGGUGUUAAAGGAAAGCCUGGCUCCAAGCAGUCUCGUGAAAAUAUCGAUACUGUCACGUUUGAAAAGGUUCGCGCCAUGAGGGAAAGGGGCCACCAGGUCAUGGUGUUCGUUCACUCAAGGAAGGAUACCGUCAUGACAGCUAGAAUGCUGAUGCAAAUGGCCGCUGAGGAUGGUUGUGACAAUCUGUUCAGCUCCCAUGAGCAUGAAGACUAUACCUCGGGUCUUCGCGACAUGAAACAUGCACGCGCUAAAGAACUACGAGAGCUCUUCGCGGGCGGAUUUGGUACGCAUCAUGCUGGAAUGGCUCGCAGCGAUCGCAACUUGAUGGAGCGAAUGUUUUCAGAAGGCCUGAUCAACGUUCUUUGCUGCACUGCCACCUUGGCGUGGGGUGUCAACCUUCCCGCGGCAGCUGUUGUCAUCAAAGGUACUCAGCUAUACAACCCACAGGAGGGAAAAUUCAUUGACUUGAGCAUUCUCGAUGUGAUGCAAAUUUUCGGUCGUGCGGGUCGUCCACAAUUCCAAGACACUGGUAUUGGAUUCAUCUGCACCACUCAUGACAAGCUGAACCAUUAUCUCUCCGCUGUCACUGCGCAGCAGCCCAUUGAGUCGCGUUUCUCUGCCAGGCUUGUUGACAACCUGAAUGCUGAAAUUGCACUUGGAACAGUGACUUCGGUCCCAGAGGCCGUGCAGUGGCUGGGCUAUUCGUAUCUCUUUGUGCGCAUGAAGCGCGAGCCGAGAAACUAUGGAAUUGAGUUCGCUGAAUUGCGGGAUGACCCCAUGUUGGUCCAGAGACGCCGGCAAUUGAUCAUACAAGCUGCCCGUGUUUUGCAGAAGAGCCAGAUGAUCAUUUUCAAUGACAAGACGGAAGAUCUCAAGGCCAAAGACGUCGGUCGCAUUGCCAGUCAGUACUACGUUUUACAGACCAGUGUUGAGAUCUUCAAUGACAUGAUGCGUCCGCGAUCCGGCGAGGCAGAUGUGUUGAAGAUGAUCAGUAUGAGUGGAGAAUUCGACAACAUACAGUCCCGGGACAGCGAGUCUAAAGAGUUACAGCGGCUCCGCGAUGAGGUCGCUCAGACCGAGGUUGCUGGAGGAAACGAUACAGCGCAUGCCAAGACCAAUCUUCUGCUCCAGUCCUAUAUCUCGCGUGCCAGAAUCGAGGACUUUGCCUUGGCAUCAGACAUGGGGUAUGUCGCGCAGAACUCCGCGCGUAUUUGUCGAGCUCUCUUCAUGAUUGCCUUGAACCGCCGCUGGGGCUAUCAAUGCCAAGUUCUACUGUCUCUAUGCAAGUCAAUUGAGAAACAAAUCUGGCCCUUCGAUCACCCAUUCCGCCAAUUUGAUCUACCGCAGCCGGUUCUGAAAAACCUCGAUGAAAAGCUUCCAAGUACUUCCAUCGAAUCUAUGAGGGAAAUGGAACCUGCAGAGAUUGGCCAGCUUGUGCACAACCACCGCAUGGGCAACACACUCUCCAAGCUCCUGGACAACUUCCCAACUCUCAGCGUUGAGACCGAGAUCGCCCCGCUUAAUCGCGAUGUUCUUCGCAUUCGCUUAUCGAUCUACCCGGAGUUCACUUGGAAUGAUCGUCACCAUGGCACAUCUGAAUCAUUCUGGGUUUGGGUCGAGAAUUCCGAGACAUCUGAGAUCUACCACCAUGAGUACUUCAUUCUGAGCCGCAAGAAGCUCUACAACGACCACGAGCUCAACUUCACCAUUCCGCUGUCUGAUCCUCUCCCUAGUCAGAUCUACAUUCGUGUGAUCUCGGAUCGUUGGUUGGGCGCUGAGACUGUUAGUCCCGUCUCUUUCCAGCAUCUGAUCCGUCCAGACACCGAAAGCGUCUACACAGACCUUCUCAACCUACAACCGUUGCCGAUCUCGGCUCUCAAAAACCCGAUCCUAGAAGAGGUGUAUGGACAGCGCUUCCAGUUCUUCAACCCUAUGCAAACUCAGAUUUUCCAUCUACUUUACCACACGCCUGCCAAUGUGCUCUUGGGAUCCCCCACUGGUAGUGGUAAGACCGUUGCCGCUGAGCUGGCAAUGUGGUGGGCUUUCCGCGAGAGACCUGGCUCCAAGGUUGUCUACAUUGCUCCGAUGAAGGCUCUGGUGCGCGAGCGUGUCCAGGAUUGGCGCAAACGCCUCACUCAGCAAAUGGGUCUGAAGCUUGUCGAGUUGACUGGUGAUAACACACCUGACACGCGCACUAUUCGAGAUGCGGAUAUCAUUAUCACUACCCCUGAGAAAUGGGAUGGUAUCUCGCGUAGUUGGCAAACCCGUGACUAUGUCAGAAAAGUCAGCCUGGUGAUAAUUGACGAGAUUCACUUGCUCGGCGGUGAUCGUGGUCCCAUUUUGGAGAUCAUUGUCUCUCGAAUGAACUAUAUCGCUUCUCAGUCCAAGGGAUCUGUCCGUUUGAUGGGCAUGUCCACUGCUUGUGCCAAUGCUUCCGAUUUGGCCAAUUGGCUUGGUGUCAAGGAAGGUCUGUACAACUUCCGGCAUUCGGUCCGUCCGGUUCCCCUCGAGAUCUUCAUCGAUGGGUUCCCUGAGCAGCGCGGUUUCUGUCCUCUUAUGCAGUCGAUGAACCGUCCAACCUUCCUCGCCAUUAAAAAUCAUUCUCCGGAGAAACCGGUUAUUGUCUUCGUCGCCUCUCGUCGACAGACCCGUCUUACUGCCAAGGAUUUGAUCAAUUAUUGUGGUAUGGAAGACAACCCUCGUCGGUUCGUACGUAUGUCCGAGGAGGACCUGGAGCUCAACCUUGCUCGCGUCAAGGAUGAUGCAUUGAGGGAAGCUCUCAACUUCGGUAUCGGUCUCCAUCAUGCUGGUUUGGUCGAAUCCGAUCGCCAACUUGCAGAGGAACUCUUUGCCAACAACAAAAUUCAAAUUCUUGUUGCUACGAGUACCCUCGCGUGGGGUGUUAACCUUCCAGCUCAUCUUGUGGUGGUCAAGGGAACCCAGUUCUUCGAUGCCAAGAUCGAGGGUUAUCGCGACAUGGACUUGACCGAUGUUCUUCAAAUGCUCGGCCGUGCCGGUCGUCCACAAUUCGAUACAUCUGGUAUCGCUCGUAUUUUCACUCAGGACUCUAAGAAGGCUUUCUACAAGCACUUCCUCCACACUGGUUUCCCAGUCGAGUCGACUUUGCACAAGGUUCUGGACAACCAUCUUGGCGCUGAAGUUUCUGCUGGAACCAUCGGUACGCAACAGGAUGCGCUGGAUUACUUGACUUGGACAUUCUUCUUCCGCCGACUGCACAAGAACCCGUCGUACUAUGGCUUGGAGAUCUCUGCCGAGGAACAAAACACCAUGGCAGCUCAAACUAUAGCUCAGGACUUUAUGGUCGACUUGGUUGGAAAGUCUCUCAAUGACUUGGCGGAGUCUUCUUGUGUUCUUGUCGACUCUGCGACCGGAGAGGUGGAUCCCACUCCCUUCGGCAAGAUCAUGAGUUAUUACUACCUGUCUCACAAGACGAUUAGGUACCUCGUGUCCCACGCUAAGCGCGACCCGACCUUCCAGGAUGUGCUGAGCUGGAUGUGCUCUGCCACCGAAUUUGACGAACUUCCUGUCCGACACAAUGAGGACCUCAUUAAUGCCGAACUGGCACAGAACUUGCCCCUUUCCAUUGAUUGCAUGGGCGAUCUGCCGCUGUGGGACCCACACACCAAGGCCUUCCUUCUGCUACAGGCGUACAUGUCGCGCAUCGAUCUACCUAUUACUGAUUAUGUAGGAGAUCAGACCUCUGUCCUUGAUCAAGGAAUCCGUAUUAUCCAGGCAUCCAUCGAUGUCAUGGCUGAGCUCGGCUACCUGGCUGCCUGCCAAAUGCUGAUGACGCUGCUUCAAUGUAUCAAAUCUGCGCGCUGGCCCGAGGAUCACCCUCUGUCUAUCCUACCGGGUGUGCCAACCGAGAAGCCACCCAGUGGUCUGCCUGGUACUCUUGUAUCACUCUCCUCGCAAUCCACUGGUGCUGUUGCUGCUCUGGUCAAGAGGCUCUCGCUACCGUUCAACUUUACCCGCGCUUCUUCCCAGCUGCCUCAGCUUUCUGUCUCUGUCGCAACUGUUUCUGCCAAGGGUGUGACCGUGUCCUUGACACGGCGCAACCAGCCCACAAACCCCGAGUUCAGGAUCUACGCUCCUCGUUUCCCUAAGCCCCAAACUGAGGGCUUCUUUUUGAUCAUCUGCAGUGCAUUGCCCAAUGGCGCGGACGGUGAACUUUUGGGUCUCAAGCGUGUCUCGUGGCCAUCAGUGGCUAGGCGCAAUGGCAACAGCAAGGGUAACACUGCCGGCUCUAGUCGCGGAGGGUCUAGUGACAAGGGUGACCAGCUGUCUGUUCGUUCAUCGGUCAAAUUCCCCGAAGGAAUUCUGGCUGAGUCGUCAUCCGUGAACACUGCCGGUACGGCCCGGGUGAACAUCAGGAUCAUCAGUGACUCUUACGUUGGAAUGGCAUGGUCUAUCACCAAUGUGGAAGUGGAUUUGGGAACCGGCAUCGAGACCCAGACCGUGGCCGAGUCCAGCGUUCCUCAGAAGGCAUAA
Penicillium brevicompactum is the source of this 6018-nucleotide messenger RNA. Its product is annotated as RNA helicase SLH1. NCBI's taxonomy places the organism in Eukaryota, Fungi, Ascomycota, Eurotiomycetes, Eurotiales, Aspergillaceae. The record is from RefSeq and is a predicted model, not a curated record. Gene Ontology annotation, molecular function: ATP binding; nucleic acid binding; ATP hydrolysis activity. Bases 1 to 6018 code for a protein of 2005 amino acids. The transcript has a single exon.